AUGGCAGAACAGCACAGGGCACCGGAGCAGGCUGCUGCUGGCAAACAUGGAGGCCUGGGCUACAAGGUGACCAUGUAUGAGCUGGAGAACUUUCAGGACAAGCGGAACGAACUCUCGGCUGAGUGCCGCAACCUGCUGGACAGCCUGCUGGAGAAGGUAGGCUCCAUCCAGGUGGAGUCUGGGCCGUGUCUGACAUUUGAAUGCAGGGCCUUCUGCGGGGAGCAAUUUGUCCUGGAGAAGGGUGACUACCCUCACUGGGAUGUCUGGUCCAGCAGCCACCACAGUGACAGCCUUCUGUCCCUCUGACCACUGCAUGUUGAUGGUCCAGACCAUAAGUUGCAUCUGUUUGAGAAUCCAGCUUUCAGUGGCCGAAAGAUGGAGAUAAUGGAAGAGGAUGUGCUCAACCUCUAGGCCCAUGGCUUCCAGGACUGGGUGGCAAGUGUCUAUGCCAUCAGUUGGGGGGUUGGCUAUGAGUUCCCUGGCUAUCGUGGCUGCCAGUAUGUGUUCAAGCAGGGAGAGUACCAACACUGGAAUGCCAGCCAGCCUCAGCUGCAGUGUGUGUGCCACAUCUGAGACCAGAUGCACAAGUGGGACUGCUUCCUUAGUAGAUGA
Molecule: messenger RNA, 612 nt
Organism: Echinops telfairi (small Madagascar hedgehog)
Lineage: Eukaryota; Metazoa; Chordata; Mammalia; Afrosoricida; Tenrecidae
Gene: CRYBB3
Product: crystallin beta B3
Biological process (GO): lens development in camera-type eye; visual perception
Molecular function (GO): structural constituent of eye lens
Source: RefSeq, a predicted model, not a curated record